AUGGUCAACAACAAUACUACAACCACAUUACCACUACCAUCAGCUGUCAUCGAAGCUACUACAGUGAAAAGCAAUGCUAAUACAAGCUCUUCUCCAACAUCAUCAGCUCUUGUCGCUACCACAGCAAUGAAUCCAACCUUUAUCCAGGCCUUCCCCUCGAAAUUUUCUAGUCCUAUCUACACCGCCUAUUUCUCCACGACCCUCACCAGCCUCCGUCCCGCCAUUCUCUACGCAUCCCACGGUACCAACGAUUAUAGCAUCAUACAAGCCGAAUACAAGCGGAUAAACCUCGUGAUAUCCGAUGCCCCACCAUCUAAGCUUUCAGAACCAUUACUCAUCGCGAGAAUAGAAUGGACAAGAUUCUCUACAUGA
Molecule: messenger RNA, 372 nt
Organism: Sclerotinia borealis F-4128
Lineage: Eukaryota; Fungi; Ascomycota; Leotiomycetes; Helotiales; Sclerotiniaceae
Source: the annotation of a GenBank genome assembly